AUGCGCAUAAGACAAGGAAAGCCAGGAAGAUUCGCGUAUCCGCCACCAAGCGACAAAGGAGAGGAGAAUUUUCAAGAAUACUUUAUCCAAGAGUGCUCCGCUUUGAAAGAGCAAUCCAUCAUCUACGAUACUAGCAAAACUCCAUUCUUAGGGACAAGGAAACCUGAUUUCGUGUUUAUUCAUCGUGAUCAUUACUUGGAUCCCUUGAAUGUUGCAAUUGUUGGGGAGAUAAGAAAACGUACUGGAAAACAAUUUAAAAAAGUGGACAUAGGACAUUGCAUCUCCUUUGCUGAAAAGGCUCUUCAGCUUCAACCACGACGGGCUUUUAUUUAUGCAAUUUUAACCGAUUGCUAUGUGAUUGUUAUUUAUAAAAAAUAUUUUCUUACUCUUUUACCUCAAUCGUUGAACUCUCUGGGGUGGAUCGAACCAAGCCUCAUUUAUGAUGACGAAAUUGUGGAGUUGAAGCAGUUAAUUGGCGUGGGAAGAACUAGUGUCGUAUUCAAAGGCAAAUACCGUGAUGUUGGCACUUCCAUUGUUAUUACUCCAGUAUGCAAUAAAAUUCGUAAUUUGGAAAAGGGGGAUAUUAAGGCGAUUGUAAAGACUCUUGAAAUGAUUCACAAAGAAUUCAAAAUCAUCCACCGAGAUUUAAGACCAAAGUACAAUUUACUUCGGGAUGAUUCUGGCAAAAUUGUAAUAUUCGAUUGGGGAUUUAGUAUUGAGAGCGAGGAAGAAGCGUCAUUCGCAGGAGCUCUGGAAUGCUUGGGCAAUAAUAUCCUUGAAGCAUUGGCAAAUAAUCAAACCAUUACAUACACGCCAAGUGUUGAUUUAGUUUGUCUGGUAUUCUGGUCUAAUAAUGCGAAUUCGCCUAUGUGGACUAAUAUUUACGAAAAAGCGAUGCAGUUAGAUUAUGAUGGACUAGUGUCAGCUUUGGAGGAAGUGUUUUAG
Messenger RNA from Ambispora gerdemannii, 945 nucleotides. The record is from the annotation of a GenBank genome assembly. Lineage: Eukaryota; Fungi; Glomeromycota; Glomeromycetes; Archaeosporales; Ambisporaceae.